Messenger RNA from Brassica napus (rape), 3237 nucleotides. The record is from the annotation of a RefSeq genome assembly. NCBI's taxonomy places the organism in Eukaryota, Viridiplantae, Streptophyta, Magnoliopsida, Brassicales, Brassicaceae.
AUGUUCAAGUAUCUGGCUACUAUUCGAGUAAUUCAUAAUUGUUUUCAAAAAAUGAAUCAAACAACAUCUAUGCUUUAUAGAUGCUAUUCAAAUGAAUCAUCAGACGAAAAUUCAGAUUCAGAUAAUAUCGUUUAUAAUAAAAAAAUUUUAAUUGAAAAAUAUGAUGAAACAAAAAAUGUUCUAUUGAAGAAAUUCUGGAAGGAUUGUGAAUCUACCAUUAAAGAAAGAGGUCUUAAUAAUACAACUUUACAAGUCAGUGAAUACAAUCAAUCUGUGUUUAAACUAUUAAGAGAUAACAAAUUUAUUUUAAAUGAAGAAAAUCCAAAUAGAGAUGAAGAUCUUCAAAAGUUGGAACUUGAGAUUGAAAAUCUUACUGUUAAGUUUGAUAAAGAAACAAUAUUCAAAAGUUCUUUUACUUUAAUUGAACUUCUUCUCAAAGAUAAAAGAUGUUGUGUAAGAGAUUAUUUGAAAGAUCAUUUGCCUGAUAAAUGCUUAUCAGCAAUAUAUAAAUUAAAUGAGUAUACUAUAGAAUGCGGUAUCAUUCAUGUACUAGGAAGUCUUUUCGAUCAUUUGAAUGAUAUCAAUCAUAUAAGGUUAUCAACUUUGAUUGAUCAUCUUGAAAUGCAUAUUGUAACACAAUUAGUUCUAUUAUAUAGGAGCUUUAAUCCUAAUUUAACCUAUUAUGAAUUGAAGUAUCUUAAACUGGAUGAUUAUGUCAUAUAUGAUCUGGUCGAAGACAAAAAGGUCAAAGGUAAACCAAAUGCAACUAUUAAGAUUAGAAAUUAUAUUCUAGGUAAGAAGUUAGUUGAAUUCAUGACAGAGAGAGGUAUUAUCACAAUACUGAAUAAGGGUAAUGAGAAUGUGAAUUACAAAACUGAAGGUUAUAAAGACAAUCUUUUGUAUGUUGAAUGUGCUUUUGACAUCAAUUUACUUCCUAUAAAACUCAAUCUUCCUAUGAUCAGCCCACCUGUUGAUUGGUAUAGUAUCAAAAAGGAUAAUAAUCCUAACGUACCUACUUAUAUGAGUGAUAUUAAAGGUGGAUACUUAGUUGGUGCUACCGGAGAAUUCUACAACAGAUUUAAAUUAUUAACUUCUAAGAAUAUCGAUAGGUUCUAUCUUUCUUUCAGAAAAGACCCUUCUAAUAUGUUAGAAAUUUUAUCUUUUUUGCAGAGACAAAAAUUUUUAAUCAAUAAAUCAAUGUUGAAAUUUAUCAAAGAUAAUCGUUUAGCCUUAGAGAAUGUGGAUCUUCUUAUUGAUCAAUGCCUUGCAAAUAUUAACACUUUAGCUGCUUACGAACUAUUAGAUGAGAUGUUCUAUCGAACAGACUUAAAAACUAAUAUAAAAGGUUAUUUUAGGUUAGAUGAGUUGAAAGAAAACCUUAAUAAAAGGAUACAGCGAGCUAGGUAUGAGGAAUUUAUUUUCCAGCUUGCUGAUGCAUAUGCUGAUUAUCCUUUAUAUCUUCCUGCAUUCCUUGACUUCCGUGGUAGAAUUUACCGCUCAGGUGUGUUACAUUUUCACGAGCGUGAUUUGGCUAAAAGCUUGAUAAUCUUUUCAAACUCUGAAAAAGAUAUCAAUGAAAUCAACAAUUUUUCAGAAAAUCGAAUUGAUAGUGGUAUCUAUAAUUUAGCAAUAGCUACAGGGUUCAAAUAUCAAAAAUUCUCUAACUAUAAAGAAUCUUAUGAUUGGAUCAAAAAUGAGUUGAUUCCUAAUCAAUCUAAUAUCUUAGAGUUUGCACGUAAUGCUGAUGAUCCAUUCCAGUUCCUAUCUAAAGCUUUAUAUUUAUUAUAUUUUAUAUCUGAAAAUGAAAAAGGUACUAGUUUCUAUAGUUCAGAUUUGAGGUAUCUAUUAAAUGAAAUUCCUGUGAGUCAGGAUGCAUCCGCAAGUGCUUACCAAAUUAUGAGCUUUCUCUUGUUAAACGAAGAUCUUGGUAAGGGAACUAAUAUGAUAUAUGGUUCUGAGGAUAAGAUACAAGAUUUGUAUUCUUCUUUGAAAGAUGAACUUGUUGAAUAUUUAUUAAAGACAAAAUGUAGUAAUGAUUACCCUCAAUGUGAGGAUUUUGUCAAAACUCAAAUAGAUCGUAAAUUUGUGAAAAGACUCUUUAUGCCUUUAAUAUAUGGUAAAACUAUUAUGUCAAUGACUAAUGAUAUAAAGCUAUAUAGUGAAAGGAAACUUCCUUACAAGGCUUACUUUAAGAUUGCAAAUGAUUGCUUAGAAUUUUGGAGGAUGAAAUUUCCUGAUAUUGUGAAUUUGAUGAAAUUGCUUAACCUUGUUGGUUGGUUUAAGUCACAGAUGAAUAAGCCUGUUUUAUAUGGACAUAUGUUAUUUACAACACAUCAGUUUUACACAAAAAGUGUAAAGACACAAAUUUCUAUCUAUGACCGUAAAACAAAGAAAAGGCAUAGGGUUACCCUCAAACUCCCUACGCCUGAGCGGGAUAUACGAAAGAGUCAAGUGUCCACUUGCGUGAACUUCAUUCAUCAGAGAGAUGCUUGUAUUGCUAUGCUUGUUGUUGAUAAAUUAAAUAGAUAUCAUGAACAUGCUUCCAUGUACACGGUACACGACAAUUUUAUAACGUCACCUUAUUACUCAAACAUUAUAGAUAUAUCUAAUCAAAAUUAUCAAUUUAAAAUUCCCUCUUUAUACUUAGAAGCAUUCAAAUAUAUUGAAAAACCUAGCAAUAUUGUUAUGACAUUUCUUAUGAAUAAUUUAAUUUAUUUCGAAUCCGAAUCAUACAAUAUGAUAUAUACAUGUCAUAUAUCGUUUAAUACUCUAUAUAAUUUAGUUAUAAAAAAAUAUAAGGGUAAUCCCUCUGAAAUUAGAGAAGAAAUAAAAUAUUUUCAUGAUGAUGUAUCAUCUAUAUUUAGAAAAAAUAAAAAAGUGUUUGAUGAUAAUUUAUCCGAUAAUAUCAUUAUAACUGAUGAAUUAUCAUUGAUAGCAAAAAAUAAAUUUUAUGAUAUGUAUCAGAAUAUAUUGGGUAAUUUUUUACCAGAUCUUCCUGGUAAAGGGGUUAACUAUAUCUUUGAUAGAGAGGAUUUUAGAUAUUUUCUAAAACUAAACCGGGAUUCGUUUUGUCAUACAAAAGUAGAUAAAAAAACAUGGGAUAUAAAAACAAAUAUUUUUUUGACUUGUUUUGACCAGUAUUAUACAAAUAUUACAGAUACAAAGUAUGAAUCUUAUCCAGAAGGUUUGAAACAUCAAAUAGAAUCUUAUAAUCCAAAUUAUAGCUUGCACUAUUGA